UUUCCUCCAGCCUGUGUUCCGUUCUUUCUCUGCUUUUCUUCCCUACCUCUUUUUUCCCCUCGUCUACCACGACAAUUGUUCGACCAUGUUGCUGCUAAUUCUUGCAGUGGCCGUCCUGGGCUGGACCGUGUACAGCGUCGUGUGCCUGGUGGGGAACAUCCGUCGUAUCCAGAAAAUCGGCAUUCCUUACGUCGUCAUUCCUUGCAGCCCCGUCAAUCCGGUCUGGAUCCUGCUCGAGCCGCUUAUCUUCUUCGUUCUCGAUAUCCUCCCGUUUCAAUUCGGUCGCGUCAAUCACUAUGGUCGCCGCACCUGGCAGUUUGCCGACAAAGCCCAGUCGCAUAUGCGAAUGGGCGAUGCCUGGGCCAUCGCAACCCCCAACGAGGUGUUUGUCUACAUCUGCGACGCGGAGGCUAUUACCGACAUCAUUGCGCGUCGCACGGAUUUCGUGCGCCCGCUUGAGCUCUUCACACUGCUGAAUGUGUUCGGGCCUAAUGUUGCCACGACCGAGGGGGCCGACUGGCAGCGCCAUCGUAAGAUGGUCGCCUCUCCCUUUAAUGAAAGCUUGAACAGCUUUGUCUGGCGCGAGGCCCUCACCCAGGCGCAGAGCAUGCUCGCCACUCGCAUCACGGCUGGACCAUCUGGCGGACUGGGCACUGACACCCGCACUCUGGCCCUCAAUGUGCUUGCGGCAACCGGUUUCAAACGGUCUACACGCUUCCAGAGCGCUCAAGAGGUGCAGUCGGAGGAUCCCCGCUCCUACGCCCAGUCGCUGAAGACCGUCAUGUUAAACACUUUCCUCAUCAUGCUGAUUCCCCCCUCCGUGCUAAAAGUGCCCAUCUUCCCCAGCUGGUGCCGUCGCGCCGGUCAAGCCGUCGAGGACUUCAAGCAACACAUGCUCAACAUGUUCAACACGGAGAAGGCGCUCCUGGACCAGGGCCAGCCAGGUACCGGCACACUUAUGUCUUCCUUCGUUCGCGAAUCGACGGUCGAUCCGAAGAGCAAUAAGACCGUCCUUACCCUGGACGAAAUCCUGGGCAAUAUCUAUGUUAUCAACUUUGCCGGCCACGAUACAACUGCUGGUACUCUUGCUUACGUCCUAUUCUUGCUUGCCGCAUACCCCAAUAUCCAGGAGUGGAUCGCGGAGGAGAUUCGGGCUGUCUUCCCCAACCCCGACCGCGACACAUGGGAUUAUAAGGAGGCUUACCCCCGACUGAAGCGCUGUCUGGCAGUGGUGCUCGAAACCGUCCGUCUUUACCCACCAAUCAUGGCAUUACCCAAAUCCGUAGCACCCCCAACUGGAACCAGCCUGCGCCUCCCCGAAAGCAACCGCACCAUCGUCCUCCCCAAAGGAACAGUAGUACUACCCAGCCUCCUUGCCAGCCAAACGCACCCGAAAUACUGGUCCGACGAGCCAAACAGCUGGAAUCCCCGCCGAUGGAUCGAAACCAGCACACCGAGCACCGACACCACCACACGCGAAGAGCAACUCGCGUACGAAGAAAUCAUGGAACCUCGCCCAGGCACAUACUUCCCCUGGUCAGCAGGAGUGCAGAACUGCGCUGGGCGCAAAUUCGCCCAGGUGGAGAUUGUGGCGGCCAUGGCGGCGUUGUUUAGGGAGUAUCGGAUGCGUCCGGCGUUGUUGGAUGGAGAAGACUUCGAGAAGGCGCAGGCGCGGAUCUUGAAGUCGACGAAUGAUAAUUAUCUAUUGUUGGUUAUGGGGAUGAGGGAUCCGGAUAGUAUGCAGUUUGUUUGGGAGAAGGUUAAUUGAGUUAUAUCCUUGGGUUCGAUGUGAUUGUAUGUGUGUAUACUUCUGUCGGGCUUGAGUUCGAUUAUGGGGUGGAUGGGGUGGAUACUAUGGCACUAUACAUUAAAUACUCUAAUCGACUCUUCUAAUUAUCA
Aspergillus caelatus is the source of this 1899-nucleotide messenger RNA. RefSeq names its product cytochrome P450. Gene Ontology annotation, molecular function: oxidoreductase activity, acting on paired donors, with incorporation or reduction of molecular oxygen; heme binding; iron ion binding. The transcript has 4 exons. The coding region runs from base 86 to 1768 and encodes 560 amino acids. The record is from RefSeq and is a predicted model, not a curated record. Lineage: Eukaryota; Fungi; Ascomycota; Eurotiomycetes; Eurotiales; Aspergillaceae.